Syngnathus acus (greater pipefish) is the source of this 6378-nucleotide messenger RNA. RefSeq names its product collagen, type XXII, alpha 1 (gene col22a1). The record is from RefSeq and is a predicted model, not a curated record. NCBI's taxonomy places the organism in Eukaryota, Metazoa, Chordata, Actinopteri, Syngnathiformes, Syngnathidae. The transcript is spliced from 65 exons. The coding region runs from base 250 to 5118 and encodes 1622 amino acids.
CCCUCCCUCCCUCCCUUCCUCCCUCCGCAAGGUUCUUUCAAGCCAUCUCACAUUUUUAACUGCACACUGGAUUUUCACCCGGGAAUAUUUCAACACAAUUUGACGCCACUUUAGCGUAAUUUGGAUCAAGAUGCUGCAGGCCUGCUGAUACGGGCGGGAAGGGCCUGGGGGCAAGGGGUCACACUUUACAGGGCAGACCAGAGACUUGCAUGGUGCUUGUAAAAUAAGUAGAACCAAACCAAGACCAAGAUGGAAUUCCGACCGGGCUGUAGGAUCACACUGGUCUUGGUCAUCCUGGCCGUGACUCUUUCUGGAGAGAGAGCAGAAGCUCAGAGGGCAGGGUGCAAAAACGUCCACUACGACUUGGCCUUCAUCCUGGAUACCUCGUCCAGUGUGGGCAAGGAGAAUUUUGAGAAGAUCAGGCAAUGGGUGGCCAACCUGGUGGAGUCUUUUGACGUGGCUCCGGACAAGACCCGAGUGGCCGUGGUUCGCUACAGUGACCGGCCCACCACAGAGUUCAACCUGGGGAGACACGGGAGCCUGGAGGAGGUGAAGGAAGCCGCCAGGAACAUACGCUACCUGGGGGGGAAUACAAUGACGGGAGAUGCUAUCAGCUACACCACCAACAACAUCUUUUCGGAGCAAAACGGAGCGAGGCCACCCGCCAAAGGGAUCCAGAAGGUGGCCAUCUUGCUUACGGACGGCCGGAGUCAGGAUUACGUCCUGGAGCCGGCCCGGGCGGCCGCCCAGGCUGGCGUCAGAAUGUUUGCGGUGGGCAUCGGCGAAGCACUCAAGGUGGAGCUGGAGGAGAUUGCGGCAGAGCCAAAGAACGCCCACGUCUUCCACGUGACGGACUUCAACGCCAUCGAUAAAAUCAGGGGGCGACUCAGGAGGAGGCUGUGCGAAAACGUAUUGUGUCCAAACAUGAACGUGCAACCUGAUCGCUUUAAACAAGACAGCCCAAGUUAUGGCCUUCAACAAGUUCCAGGCUUCGACCUGAUGGAGUACUUCAGUGUCCGAAAUAUUCUGGGUACCAGACAAGACGAGGGUCAGAGUGCGUACGUUCGGCUCGGCACCAUGCCCAUCGUACAGCAGACGGAAGGCGUGUACCCUCAGGGGCUGCCAGAUGAGUAUGCCUUUGUGACAACGUUUAAAUUCAGGAAAACCUCAAGACGAGAAGAUUGGUACCUCUGGCAAAUCUUUGACAAAUAUGGAAUCCCACAGGUGUCCAUCAGGCUGGACGGUGAGAACAAGGCGGUGGAGUACAACGCGGUGGGCUUAACCAAAGACGCCGUCCGAGUUGUGUUCAGGAACUCGGAAGUGGACAACCUGUUUGACCGCAACUGGCAUAAGAUAGGCCUGAGCGUGGAGGCCAAGACCGUUUCUCUCUACCUGGACUGUCAACUAAUCCAGACGCUGCCCAUCGGCGACAGGGAGGACAUCGAUAUCCAAGGAAAGACGGUCAUCGGGAAGCGAUUAUACGACAGCGUGCCUAUUGAUUUUGACCUCCAGAGGAUGGUUAUCUACUGUGACUCCAAACAUGCCGAGCUUGAAACCUGCUGCGAUUUACCCAAUGGGCCUUGCCCUAAAAAAAUUGCGACCGAGGCUCCUCCCAUCGCGAUCCCCACUCCGACACCAACCUCGGUGGAGCAGCAGCGAGGCCCUCAAGCGAAUUGCUCCUGCCCUGCCGGAGACAAGGGAGCGGCUGGCGCACCGGGCCGUGUCGGUCUCAAGGGUGAAAAGGGUGAAGCCGGCCCUCGAGGUGCCUCCGGUCUGCCGGGCCUUAGAGGAGAAAAAGGAGAAAGUGGCAAAGUCAUCUCUGUUAGAGGUGAAAGAGGUGAGAAGGGCGAUAGAGGCGGCAUAGGCUUGACAGGUGCCCCCGGUCAAAGAGGAGAGAAGGGAGUCAGCGGUAUUCCCGGUAUCGACGGCGAAUCUGGAGACAAUGGCGAAAAAGGAGAAGCUGGGCGGGCUGGCAUUCCAGGACUUCCUGGUCUGAUUGGAGAAAAGGGCGUUCAAGGUGACGCAGGUUAUCAAGGAUCACCAGGACCAAAAGGCGUCUCCGGUCUCGAUGGGAAAAAAGGUGAAAAGGGAUCAACAGGACAAAGCGGUGAGCGCGGCUUGGAUGGAUUACCCGGAAAACCUGGAUUUCACGGCAAAGACGGCUUGAGGGGACAGGCUGGCUUGCCCGGGACCAGUGGGGUCAAAGGUGAUAAGGGGGAGCAAGGAAUUCCCGGAUUACCCGGUGAUGUGUUCCAAAAAGCGGGUCUAAGAGGAGAAAAGGGAGAACUUGGGCUUCCAGGGCCUCCUGGGGCUGACGGCCCACCAGGACCACCUGGUCCUCCGGGUCGACAGGGGAUACCAGGGGAACCGGGGGAGUUUGGGCAAAGGGGAAAAAAGGGUGAAAGUGGAUUGCCCGGAUUGGACGGACUCCCCGGACCGAUCGGUCCAAUAGGUCCACUGGGACCGCCGGGGAAAAAUGGCAACACUGGCCCACCUGGUCUGCCGGGUGAAAUUGGAUUUUCCGGCAAACCUGGCGAGGCUGGAAAGCCUGGUGUUCCCGGUAAGGAUGGGCAGGACGGUGCUCCUGGAAACGAUGGCGCUAUGGGGCCCAGAGGAGAGCGUGGAACGGAUGGUUUUCCUGGCAAAGCUGGACCAAAGGGAGAUGAUGGACCUCCCGGACCAAGAGGGCCUCCAGGGGAGCGAGGAUUGGCUGGCCCACCCGGUUUAGCUGGUGCUGAUGGAGCAAGAGGAGAGAGGGGAAGUCCUGGUGACAGGGGACAAGAGGGACCUUUUGGUCCAAAAGGUGAAAAGGGUGACAAGGGUGAAGUAGGAGACAGGGGACUGCCCGGCGUGCCUGGAAAUGUAGCAGAGGUCAUUCCUGAGCCGGGUGAACCUGGAAAACCAGGAGAAAAAGGAGAGAAAGGGGACCAAGGAAAGACUGGAGAAAUGGGCCCAAGAGGAUUACCUGGCGAGCAAGGCUUUAAGGGUCCACCUGGACUACUGGGUUCAAAAGGAGACACAGGACUUCAAGGAGAGACAGGACGUGUUGGGGACCCAGGGCCUCCUGGUGUGGCUGGUCCUCAAGGGCCUCGAGGGCUCCCAGGCAAUGCGGGCAUACCAGGCAUCAUUGGGCCUCCUGGUCCUGCUGGAGAGAGAGGAGACAAGGGGGAGUCAGGCAAACCAGGGCAAGCAGGUCAACGAGGACUCCCUGGAGAGCCUGGUUUGAUUGGACCCCAAGGACCAACAGGGAAGGGAAAAGAUGGACUACCUGGAGAACCGGGACCACGGGGAAAUGAAGGACUCCCAGGGCCAAAGGGUCCCCCAGGAUUAAGAGGAGAGCCAGGCUUACCAGGGGACAGGGGCUCCCCAGGGGAAGGCAAAACAGGACCUCAGGGGCCCCCUGGAAAUAAUGGGAAUCCCGGACUACCUGGCUUGAGGGGCUUGCCCGGCAUAGCUGGUCCCGACGGACCUGCAGGGCAUAACGGAGUACCGGGAAGGCCAGGCGAGAAGGGAUCACCUGGAGAGCCUGGAAAAGCAGCAGACCUUUCCGACAUCAAACUUAAGGACAUUUGCUCAGACUGCCCAGCAGGACCUCCUGGACAAGCAGGUGUCUCGGGACUGCCGGGCGAUAAAGGACAACAAGGACCUCCUGGGAAAGAUGGUCAAGAUGGCUAUCAAGGCGCACCGGGCCUACCGGGACCUCAAGGACCUCCCGGAGCUGAUGGAGGAAAGGGACUUAAAGGUGACCGAGGUACUUCUGGAAUGCCAGGAGAUAAGGGAGAAAAGGGUCACCCUGGACCUCCAGGUCAUCCCGGUCCUGCUGGAAUGAUGGGCACAGCGGGCAAUGAUGGACAACCUGGUCCUCCUGGUCCCCAAGGACCCCCUGGAGAGAAGGGCAAAGAAGGUCUCAAAGGGAUCCAAGGUCCUCCGGGUCUUCCUGGCGCGAUUGGUCCACCUGGCAAAAUGGGAAAAGAUGGUAUCCAAGGUGAACAAGGAGAACCGGGCAAACAAGGUGAACCUGGACCACUUGGAAACCCCGGUCUCCGUGGACUCCCAGGCUUCAAGGGUCACAGAGGAGAACCUGGUCCUCCUGGGUCAAAGGGAGAAGAUGGAAAAGCUGGAUUACCUGGACGGGAUGGCAAACCUGGAAAGGAGGGUCAAAAGGGGCCUCAUGGACCUGAAGGACUCAUUGGACCAAGAGGCGAACCAGGCAAGCAGGGUGAACCGGGGCCGUCGGGUAAAUCAGGUCUCCCAGGAACUCCGGGUUUGAGAGGGGAAAGGGGAGAACAUGGGAAUCCAGGAUUACCAGGCUUCAGUGGGCCUAAGGGGCCUCCGGGUCCGCCAGGUCCUGUUGGUCCAGAAGGAAAACAGGGAGUCCCAGGCCGAGCAGGCGAUCGUGGCCUGAAGGGGGAAAAAGGAGACGGGGGCAUUAAAGGUGAUAAGGGACAAUCUGGAGAACCAGGUAUACCAGGAAAUACAGGACCACCUGGCAGAAAGGGCCACACUGGGAUGAUGGGCAUGUCAGGACCACCGGGUGAAUUGGGAUCUCCUGGGCCACAAGGACCUUCUGGGAAUCCAGGAAUACCAGGACCCAGAGGGGAGUCCGCAUCAGUGGAGCAGAUGAGAAGGCUCAUUCAGGAGGAAUUGUCCAAGCAAUUGGAUGCCAAAUUGGCCUACCUCAUGGCUCAGAUGCAACCAGCCCAUGUGAAGAGUUCCACGGGACGCCCGGGAGCACCCGGCCUUCCGGGUAAAGACGGCAACCCCGGGCGACCUGGCCCAGCCGGGGAACCGGGCAUGCCUGGACUGAACGGAGGCGAAGGAUCGAGGGGACCCGCGGGUCCCAAAGGUGAAAGAGGUACUAAAGGAGACAAAGGAGAUUCUGGGGUUGGUGAAAGAGGAGAGCAAGGUCCUCCUGGUGCAAUAGGCCCGGCUGGUAUGCCGGGUUAUGGGAAAGACGGCAGCCCGGGACAAUCCGGAGCCCAAGGGGAGCCAGGAAAUCCCGGCCCCACCGGUCAACCGGGCCCUCAGGGACCUACCGGGCAAUGUGACCCCUCCCAGUGCGCCUAUUACGCCAGCCUUGCGAACAGACCUCACACCAAAAAUGUCAAGGGGACUUAAAAUGAAAAGAGCUUGAAGUACAGCUGUAUUUAUGAACAUUGUAGCGUCUGACUAAAGAAGAUUUUUGGGAGGGUUCCAACCUCACCUUUGGAGGACUGACGAUUAUUCUGUGUUUUCUUUUUGCCAAUGAUGGGGGAUUGGAUGCCAGGGACUUUUGCAGAUGGAAUGUGGGGUAAAGAGGGCAGCUAAAUAUGUUUUCCUGACUUGCAUGCUUCUUGUCAAAUAUAUCAGGAGCGGAUGAUGCAAGUCUCUCCAGGUAUGUCAAGCUCGAGAUUUCUCUCACUGCUCGCUGCUCAAUCUGUUAGGUAAUCGCUUGGUAUCGGGUUUAGUAUUUUGCUAGUAUCGGGUGGGGCGGGACUUUGGGAAGCCAUUUUGAAUUCUUAGGCGGUAUUGACAAUGAUUGUUUGUGGGAGUGAUGGUGGAGCACUUUUGUGCUUCUUACGUAGCCUUGAAUGGGAUCAUUCUGCCCCGCUUGUCCAAAAUGGAGGUAAGUAGUACUAUCCUCUUUUUGAUAUGCUUUAACUUUUAAUGUUGGAAUAAAUCGACGGCCAUGCAACUCGCCUCCCAAACUCCCAACUCAUUUAUUUGAGCUUGACUACCUCUGGGUGAGAUUGGGAGAGUUUUGGAUUCCAAAAUGUGGUUUGCUAUAUAAAGAAAUGAUUUGGGAUUCAAAGGGAAUGGCGCUUUUUUUUUUUUUUUAAGCAAUUUUCAUUUAUUGAAGAGGAACAACUUGCGACAUUGCUAUUCUUUUUUUUUUUUUUUUCCCGAAAGGCUUGUUGCUUCAAAGCGCUUUCUCAUGUGCCACUUUAUGACUUAGUGUUAGGCCUUUUAAGAGCCCACGCCAACGGGCCCAAGUAAGCUAAUUUAUUUGUCCACCAGUUUAUUUAUAGACUUCUCUCUCUUUUUUUUUAAAUCGAUUCCAUUUGGCUUUUACAUCGGUUCUUAGAAAAAUAAACUCAAAGAGCAAUUCUCAACCCAAUUUAGAAGGUCAAACCAUUAAAGUACAUUUAACGGUCUUGUACUUUUAAAAAAAAAAAUGGUUUGUCCUCCGUCAGACAUGCACAAAACACAGACCCAUUUAGUGACCUUUGCUAAUUAAAAGAAUAUAUCCCAAGUGCUUUUAUUCCACAAUAUAUUGAUUUUUUUUUUUUUUUUAUCUGGUGAAAAUGGUGCUAAAAUAUUUUUAAAAAUAGUAGCAUAUUGUAAUGAUUUGAAAGACUCAUGUAAUGUACUGUACUGGAAUAAAUUCAUCCCAAACCA